AUGCUUGGAUCAAUCGCCUUGGGCCUAGCCCUCAGCCCUGUGGUGAUGGCCCAUGGAGAUCAUCACAAGAUUCCGGAUGGAAAGGUCAUCUCGGGAGAUCCCCUGGAUACUACGCUAUGGAUUCACAUUCUGCUGAUGACUCUCGCGUUCGGCCUCAUCUUUCCAACUGGCAUGGUUUUGGGCAUCGUCCGGUCUCGAUACCAUGUUCCGGUUCAAGUCGUUGGUACCGCUGUGGCCAUCCUCGCGUACUUUCUUGGCCACCUUCACAAGGGACGCCAAUUCGCCCCGAACAUUCAUGCCUCAUUUGCCAACUCUCUUAUGCUCAUGCUCGUUGUGCAAGUCGUUUUGGGCGUGUACCUCAAACUUCACAUCGAGAGAGGAUUCCAUGGCCGAAUUCGCCGAUACGUGGUUGUAACCCACGGAGUAGUCGGAAAGAUUAUGCCACUUGUGAGCUGGAUCCAGAUGGUUUUCGGAGGCAUCACAGCCCUCGGAUUCUGCCGAGCAGACCAUCUCGGCCAGUGUCUUGCUCAUUUUAUCAUGGGAAGCGCUUUCAUCGCAUACGGCAUCAUCCUUACCAUUCUACUCCUCGUUGGACAGUUCUGGUUGCGCAGUACCGGACGAAGCCAGGAAUUCUUUGACUCGGCUGUCAUUACUGCAUGGGGCUUUGUUAAUACCUUUACUGAGCACCGCUGGGGAUCCGAAUGGAGCCAUAGUGAUAUGCAGCACACAACUAUGGGCAUCAUUUGGUGGUGUGCUGGUCUUCUGGGAAUGUGGUUGAGCAGAAAGCGAAACGGACGUCCAAAGCGUAACAUCUUCCCUGCAGUGGUCAUUCUGCUUACUGGAUAUGCCAUGUCCUCGCAUGCCCAGCAUUUAAUGCUCAGCACCAUGGUUCACUCUGUGUUCGGAUACACUUUGAUGGCCGCUGGUGCGGCAAGAAUCAUUGAGAUCUCCUUCGUCCUCAAGGACCGCAGCACCCUUAGCCCAGACGGUUCUGACCCAAACAGCUUCCAGUAUCUCACUCCAUACCUCCUCUUUGCCUCUGGCUUCAUCUUCAUGGGUGCCACAGAAGAACAGAUGCAGCUUCUCCACGAUGCUGGAGUAGGCCAUGUCUCUUAUCUCCUUAUCCUCUACAGCUUGGCCUGCCUCUUAUUUCUCUCCCCAUUUGGCCUUGAUGGAGCAUCCCCAAAUGCAGACAUUCACGGUGGAAUGAACGGUGGCGCGACUGCUGCUGCCCAGGAACGCAAUAUCCGUGAUGCCCAAGAAUUCGAACUCGAAGGCCUUAUCGGCGCGGCUGAUAAAGACCGUGACGAGGAAGAAGCUCCAGCCAACGGAGCCGUUAAGCUCUGA
Trichophyton benhamiae CBS 112371 is the source of this 1347-nucleotide messenger RNA. RefSeq lists its product as uncharacterized. The coding region runs from base 1 to 1347 and encodes 448 amino acids. The transcript is spliced from 5 exons. The record is from RefSeq and is a predicted model, not a curated record. Lineage: Eukaryota; Fungi; Ascomycota; Eurotiomycetes; Onygenales; Arthrodermataceae.